Neurospora tetrasperma FGSC 2508 is the source of this 2085-nucleotide messenger RNA. RefSeq lists its product as uncharacterized. Bases 1 to 1779 code for a protein of 592 amino acids. Gene Ontology annotation, molecular function: NAD+ poly-ADP-ribosyltransferase activity. The record is from RefSeq and is a predicted model, not a curated record. Lineage: Eukaryota; Fungi; Ascomycota; Sordariomycetes; Sordariales; Sordariaceae. The transcript is spliced from 3 exons.
AUGAGCAUCCCCGUUGUCAGCAUCGACUGGCUGCUGAAGACCAAAGAGACCAACGCCCGACAACCCGAGAAGGAUUACGCUCUGGACUUGUCCUCCUUGGAUGCCGCAAGCGACGCUUCCGUGGCUGACGCAGAUACUGCCUCCCAGACCAACGGCGAUGACACCAGAGGCACCAAGAGAAAGAGAUCGCCGUCGCCAGCGCAGGAUGGCGCCAAGGCUGAUGGUGAGGAGGAGGACACUCUGAAAAGGUCCAAACUCGAAACCAAAAGGGCCAUGGGCGAGGGUCAAAUCUUGAAAGACAAGACUGUGCAGAUCCCUGUGGACGCCGGCGCUCCAUAUGGCUACGCCGUUCAUGUUGAUUCUGAUGGUCUUCUGACGCAGCAGAACGACCGGUGCGCUGUCUGGACGCGCUGGGGGCGUGUCGGAGAAUCCGGCCAGCACGCGCUCAUCGACUGCCCGUCUCUCCAAGAUGCCCUGCAAACUUUCGAAAAGAAGUUCAAGGACAAGUCGGGAUUGCUCUGGAGCAACCGAGGCGAUAACCCCAAGCCCAAGAAGUAUGCCUUCGUCGAGGUGAACUAUAAGUAUGAAUCCGAUGACGAAGAGGAAGCGGGGGGCGGCGCGGCCACGAAAGAAGAGAAAGAGGACCAGAAGCCUCUCAAAUGCACACUCCACCCUUCAGUGGCUAAGCUCAUGGAACUCAUCUUCAACCAGCAGUUAAUGGACAACACCAUGGCGGCACUUAAGUACGAUCGCAACAAGUUACCAUUGGGAAAGCUCAGCAAGGCCACCAUUAUGCGCGGCUUCCAGGCGCUUAAGAAUCUUUCUGAGUUGUUCGCCGAUCCCACCAAAGCUUCCCAGUAUGGUCUGCCGUACCAGCAAGCGGUUGAGCAUUUGUCAAACACCUAUUACUCCGUAAUUCCGCAUGCGUUCGGUCGUGAGCGACCACCUGUCAUUGCGACCGACGAGCAGUUGAAGCAGGAAAUCGAGCUGCUUGAGAACUUGAGCGAUAUGAAGGAAGCUAGCAACAUCAUGAGAAUCGACAAGACUCAGUUCGAUGUCCAUCCCCUGGACAGACAGUACCAAGGCCUCAAGAUGCAGGAGAUGACGCCUUUGGAUCGGGCUUCCACCGAGUUCGCCCAACUGGCAGACUACCUGGUCGAGACACGGGGUAAUACUCACGGUCUCAACUACCAAGUGGAGGAGAUAUUCCGUAUCGAGCGCCAGGGCGAGUUCGGCCGGUUCGACCAGAGUGACUAUGCCGACGGCAAGAUGAAGCUCAAGAAGAAUCGCAAGCUUUUGUGGCACGGCUCCCGCUCCACCAAUUUCGGCGGUAUUCUCAGCCAGGGUCUCCGCAUCGCGCCGCCGGAAGCGCCCGUCAAUGGCUACAUGUUUGGCAAGGGCGUCUAUCUGGCGGAUAUGUCCAGUAAAUCGGCCGGCUACUGCUGUGCAUAUCUCUCCAAUGGCACGGCACUCCUCUUGCUCUGCGAGGCUGAGCUUGGCGACCCCAUCCAGGAGUUGACUGGUGCCGAUUACAAUGCUGGAGAGCACGCCAAGCAGAACGGGAUGCUCUCCACGUGGGGUAAGGGAGGAACUGGCCCGUUGAAGUGGAAGGAUGCUGGCGUUGUGAACCCGGCACUGCAGGGGGUGAUGAUGCCCGACACCUCGGUCAAACCAGGCAACACAAACGUCCCGGGCUGUUCUCUGUUGUACAACGAGUACAUUGCGUAUGAUGUUGCCCAGAUUCGUCUGAGAUAUCUUUUCCGUGUCAAGAUGGCUUAAUUCCCUUUCGUUUCUUUAUCGUCGAUCUGGGUUGGGGGUUGGGGUAUUGCGCGGAGUUUCGGAGUUGAAUGGAGGAGAUGGAAAAGUUGGUCUUUCGUACCUUGGUUGGGGUCCCUUGUGGGUUUCAUUGCUCUUUGUUGUUAUUGCCUGGUUACCUCUAAGGAUUUACGAGAUUAAUGUACUUUAAAAGCUGGGUCCUGCGAUGUCUGCAAGAUGCUUUUCAAGGAAUAAGCACCAGACCUCUUCAAAAGUGCUUGCUACGAGCUUUUCGGUUCGGUAUAUAGAGCAAAUAUACGCCUUUUCUCA